Molecule: messenger RNA, 657 nt
Organism: Penicillium maclennaniae
Lineage: Eukaryota; Fungi; Ascomycota; Eurotiomycetes; Eurotiales; Aspergillaceae
Product: phosphoribosylglycinamide formyltransferase
Exons: 2
Coding region: 1-657 (218 amino acids)
Biological process (GO): 'de novo' IMP biosynthetic process
Cellular component (GO): cytoplasm
Molecular function (GO): phosphoribosylglycinamide formyltransferase activity
Source: RefSeq, a predicted model, not a curated record
AUGUCCACUCCCAUUCGCACAACGGUCCUGAUCUCAGGCAACGGCUCCAACCUCCAAGCCGUGAUUGACAAAGUAGCCGCGCGGCAACUGAACGCCAACAUCGUGCGCGUGCUCUCAAACCGCAAAGACGCCUAUGGUCUCGAGCGCGCCCGCAAAGCCAACAUUCCCACUCAAUACCACAACCUUGUCAAAUACAAGAAGCAGCAUCCCGCGACGCCCGAGGGUGUCCAGGCCGCGCGCGAGGAGUACGAUGCCGAGCUUGCGCGACUGAUUCUGGUCGACAAGCCCGAGCUCGUUGUUUGUCUUGGAUUUAUGCAUGUGCUUUCCCCACGGUUCCUGGAGCCGUUGCAGGCGGCCGGUGUUCGCAUUAUCAACUUGCAUCCGGCGUUGCCGGGGGCGUUUAAUGGUGUGGCUGCGAUUGAGCGGGCUCAUGCCGCGUGGAUGGAAGGCAAAAUUGAUAAGACGGGUGUAAUGAUUCAUGAUGUGAUUUCGGAGGUGGAUAUGGGUAAGCCCAUUCUAGUGCGGGAGAUUCCUUUCCAAAAGGGACAAGAUGAAGACCUCGCGGCGUUUGAGAAGCGAGUGCAUGAAAUGGAAUGGGGCACCGUCAUUGAGGGAGUGGAUAUGGUGCUCAAGGAGCUGGCUGCGAAGAAGCAAUGA